AUGUCAAUUCGAGUGCUUACCGUGUUACUACCAUUGCUGUUAUGUGAGUCAGAUGGGGAUACUACAUUUCACUUUUCUAAUCUACUACAAGCGCGGAUUGUUUGGAUCGUAGACAUCGUCAAUCUGCCUUGGAUUGGUGAAUACGAGUACCUAAGUCUCCCAAGGCAUAUCUUCAUUCUCGUUGCCUUCUCGGAACACCUCGAACCAUCGCUGAACAUCCCGAAUGGUGAUGGUGCCCUCGCCGAAUCCAAUAUUAAUUCAAUAGACGAAUUCUGUAGCCAUUAG
Messenger RNA from Necator americanus (New World hookworm), 285 nucleotides. RefSeq lists its product as uncharacterized. The record is from RefSeq and is a predicted model, not a curated record. The transcript has 3 exons. The coding region runs from base 1 to 285 and encodes 94 amino acids. NCBI's taxonomy places the organism in Eukaryota, Metazoa, Nematoda, Chromadorea, Rhabditida, Ancylostomatidae.